Messenger RNA from Astrephomene gubernaculifera, 6983 nucleotides. The record is from the annotation of a GenBank genome assembly. Lineage: Eukaryota; Viridiplantae; Chlorophyta; Chlorophyceae; Chlamydomonadales; Astrephomenaceae.
GGAUUUCAAUGCGGCGUCUACGUAAGAUUGAUAUCGAUCCUCAUUGACCUUCUUGAGUUUGCCAAGAAGCUGAACAUCUUCUGAAAGACUUUCCACGGCUCUUUGGCAUAUUCAUCAGCUUUUAGCUCAUUUACGGGACUUUAUAGCUUGGUCACAGACGAAUUGCUGGCCUCUGGCCAGCAGGACUGCUUAUGUCGCACGCGGUCACUGGAGUUGUAAAGCGUUGUCAGGCACUUCCGGUGCGGGACGUCCACGCAGCUAGGUCGUGUCUUGCACGGGUUUCAGCUCCACGCCUUGACCAGCUAGAACCCAGUCAACCAGAUGAGCUUCCAGCGACGCGUGCUCGCUACACUGCUGGUGCUUUCGCGCCGCCAGCUACGCAAGUCGCUUUGAGGGAUAAGUCGCGCGCUCCCUCCUCAGGGCCUCGCCCAGUCCAGCAUGCCACACAAUUGCCUGCGGGCGAUGGACCGCUACAACGGAACACUCCUCUUACGGAUGAACAGUUAGAGGAAUUCAGUUCGUCGGUACUGACAAGCAGCUCCAGCAUUUGGAACGCUGAAACGCGCAACGUUCCUGCAUCUACGAGCGAUAACAAUAAUACCUCUGCAGAUGAGGUGCUUUCAGCCUUAAAGGGCAAGGCCACGGCCUCAGUGGUAGCAGCGUUGAAAUCGCUGACGAAGCAAGGCGAAUAUGAUACGGUUGUGCGAGUCCUGCAGGGAUGCAGCAAGUCGACUGUUGAAGCGGUGUUUAGAAGAUGGCAUUAUGACUCUUUUAUCACGGAGGUUGCGCUGAGCCUAAGGGUCAAACCAGCAGUGCAGUUGCUUAAGCUGGCGCUGCCACACGCGAAGAGACCGGCAAAGCUCGUUACCAGCGUCUUGCAGGCAUGCGCGAAAUGCAGGGACCUCGAUGCCGGACUCACCGUCGUCGAUCUGGCGCGCAGAAGCGGCUGCACUGUUGACGUGCAAAUGCUCACAACGUUGAUGAAGGUCUGCAAGUCCGUGGGCAAUGUGGACAAAGCCUACCGCAUCUUCCUGGAACUGCGUUCCGCGCGCUACACCAUCGACUCCCACGUGUACGGCACGCUCAUCGCAACCUGCGCGGAGGCCAUGAAACGAGAUCUAACCGUCGUACACGAACGCAAGGACCAGUACGUGCUGCUGGAGCGCGCCUUUCAGUACGUCGCAGAUGCGGAGGCGGCGGGGGUGGCGCUGCAGGCGCCGGUGUGGAACGCGUUGAUGGUGUGCGCGGGUCGCAGCGGCGAGUUGAACCGCGCGUUUGAGGUGCUGGGCAUGAUGCAGCAGCGCGGGGUGCAGGCGGGCGCGCCGACCUAUGGGUCGCUCAUUGAGGCGUGUGUGUGCGCGCGGCAGCCGGAGAAGGCGCUGCGGGUGUACGAGGUGGCCAUGCAACGGGGUUUCACCACCGAGGUCAAGAUCUACACGCAGGCGCUGUCCGCCUGCAUGCUGCCCAUCCCGCAUGCCUGGGAGCGAGCGCUGGACAUCUACUCCGCGCUACAGCGCUGUGCCGUACGCCCCGACAAGAAGUUCUUCGCCUGCCUGAUGGCGGUCGCGGGCCGCUGCGGGCGCCUGGAUACUGCCUUCGAGGUGCUGAGCGAGAUGGCGGCGGAGGGCAUCCGCCCCUCCGGCACCUCCGUGUCGGCCAUCAUGCACGCCUGCCUGAACCGCGGAAACGUGGGGCUGGCGAGGCGGGUGUACGACCUGUGUGCGCGGCAGGGGGUGUUCCCGGUGCAGUCGCAGUUCAACCGGCUGAUGGAUGUGUAUGCCAUGGAGUUCAGGUUCGGCGAGGUGGUCAGCCUGCUGAGCGACAUGGUUGCAGCCGGCCGGCGCCCCAACCUCAACACCUACCGCAUCCUCAUCAACGCAUGCGCCCUAACCGACCAGGCGGGGCUGGCCUUCCAGGUGUUUGCGCUGCUGCAUGCAAACAAGAUCCAGAUCCUGCAACUCAAAUUCGCGCAAACCAUCUACUACAUGCUCAUCAAGGCCUGCUACAACCAAAUCCGCUACCUGUGGACGCCGGGGGGCUACCCGCCGCAUCUGGCGGCAGCGCAUGCGGCGGGGGUUGCGGCGGCUGCGGCUGUUGCGGAUGCUCAACCGACCCAUGCGAGUGAGGCGGGUCAGGCAGGCGAGGCGGGGCAAGCAGCUGAGGCGAGUGAUGGCGCCAACACGACCACUGGGUCCUCCUCCUCGACUCAACAACCUCAGCAACAGUCCCACUCGCAGCAGCAACAGAACCAGGAACAGCCCAAUUCACCACAGCCCGGAAGCAGCCAGCACGCGCACAACGCUGCUCCCCACAACCACCAGCACCACCAGCACCAGCACCAUCAACCGCUUGGCUUGGCCAUGCCGGCGGACCGCCGGCAGGAGGCGCAACGCGUGCUGGAGGUGCUGGGAGGGCACAAGCUGCGACGGGGCGGAGGCGGCGGCAGCAGCGGAGGUGGGGGUCUGGGAGGCGGCAGCAGCAGCAGCGGGUCGGGCUCCUCCACUUCCUCUUCCUCCUCUUCGCAUCGCUCGAGUCCCUUCGACGGGCGGCCGGAUGAGGUGGACUGGUCCAGCCAUGCGCUGUCCGCCUUCCACCACAUGAUGAGCCGCGGCUUCCGACCCACCCUGGAGCUGCUAGACAUCCUUCUCAACUGCAUGCGUGCCAAGAUGCUCCCUCCGGAGGAUCCCAACCCUGGGUUAGCAGCAGCUGCGGCGGCUGGUGUGCCCGGCGGGCUGGGGGCAGCGCAGGGUGCGGCGGCGGCAGCGGCAGCGGCAGCAGCUGCCUCGCACCUCUCGCCGUUCAUCGCGCUGCGGUCCCGCAUGGACGUGUUCGAGGUGGCGUUUGAACCCAGGGCUUUCGUGGUGCUGGAGGAGGCGAUCAGUCGCGGGCUGCUGCCGUCUUACGACCCGGACAAACCGCUUGUCAUGGACAUGCGUCGCAUGCCGCCGGUGGUGGCUGAGGUGUAUGUCCUGCACAUGCUCUUCAACUUGGAACGACGCGCGGCGAGAAGGUGGGCUGAGGCGGAGGCGGCGGCGGAGAGCGCGGCUAGCGCCGCUGGCGGAGGUGGCGGCGGAGCCGGCGGGUCAUCUGCUGUUGCUGCGGCGGCGGCGGCGGCAAGGAGGGCGUCGUACUACCAUCCGAUUACGUUGCUGGUUCCGCCGUUUGACCCGGAUCUGGUGAAGUGGCCGUCGUACGUGGAGAGGGUGGUCAACCGCUACACGGCCUCGAUGCCUCCUGACGCGGCAGCCAAGCUGCGUCGACGCAACGAUCGUCGCCGAGCCCGAGCCCGCCGUCUCCGUACGGAAACCUCCACCGCCUCCGCCGCCUCCGCCGCCACCGCCACGGCCCCUGCACACGCCGACGGUACGAAUGUGGAGGGCAUGUACGGCCGUCCGGGGGCGUCUGCCGUACGCAGUUAUUACGAUGAAGAGCUGGAGGCGGCGUUGAGCGGUGACGAGGACGAGGACGAAGCGGCUAGGGACCCUUGGCGGUAUGAGGAUGAGGAGGGCUGGGAGGGCUCGGAGGACGAGGAGGCGAGCGAGCGGGGCAGUGACGCUAGCGGCGGCGGCGGAUACAAGGCUGAUACAACGACAGGCCUGGCGGUGGCAGCGACGUUGCAGCGAAUGAAGGUAUGGAUGGACAUGGAUUACGUCGGCGGCUCUAUCACGGUGGUGCCGGUGGAGGUGGCGCGCUGGCUGAAGCGGCGGCGUCAAGCGGCGGAGGCGGCGGCGACAGUGGCGGAGGCGGCGGCGAGGCGCGGUGGUGACGGAAGACGCUCCGCUGCCGCAGCCUCCACUGACACGCGACCCAUGGGACCGCCGCACCACCAUGCCGUCGGUGGCGCCAUGGCGAUGGGCAUGGCGGGCAUGGUUGGAGCGCGGCUGAUGGGACGCGGCGGACCCAUGGGUCGGCCUGGUGUCGCGCCGGUUGAGCAGCAGGCGAGGAACAUCCGCCUGGGCUUGAUGGGCCCUGCGGCCCCGGCUGGCAGCAUGGGUGGCGGCGGCGGCUUCGGUCCGCCGGGCUCGGUCCCGCCACAUCAACAUUCGCCGCACAGCCGCCAGCCUUUCCCACAGCAGCAACACCAAUCCCAGCACGCGCAGCAUGCGCAGCAGCAGCACGGUAGGGGCAACGGUGUUGGUGCGGCAGGCGGCAGCACGGGUGGUGAAGGCAGCAGCAGCGGCAGCAGCGGCAGCCAUGACAGCGGUGCCGUCAGCCGUACGGUCCGUCCGGCGGGACGUCACACGGCUUCUCCUCCUGCCCCCCUGCACCCCAGCUCCUUAGGCGGAGAUCCGCAGCGACCGGGCUCCGCGCCGAGCACUGCUGGGUCCAGAGAGGUGCGUGAGGCCAGCAGCAGGGCAGCCACAACCGGGCAAGCAGCAGCAGCAGCAGCCGACGGCGAGGACGGCACCCCACAUGCGCCGCCGACACCGCCGCCAAGCCGACCUGCGGUGCAGCGCCAGCGAAGGAGCUCCUCUUCCUCCUCCGCUUCGUCCCCGAUGUCAGCCGCUAGGUCACCAUUUGCCAACAACGUCACUCCGCCUUCCGGUCCUGUUGCGUCCCGUCACCAGCACCCGCCCGCUCAGCAGCGGUAUCCCUCGGCUCUGCAUGAGCCCAGCAGCGGAAGCAGCAACGGCGGCAGCAUGGACGACUCCGAAUCCUCGCGCGUUCCAACUCGGCACCGCUCUUCCUCAACGUCUUCUCCGCCCGGGCCAUCGCCACAGCGGCUGCAGCUGGCCGCACGUCCCCGGCCCCGCCCUAGCAUUCCGCCGCAGGCAACGCAGCCCCAUGCGCAAGCAGCCGAGCUUUCAAUAGCGCCCGGGUUGCCGGUUCAGCUUCCGCCGCUGGGCUCUGGGGAAGCCCUCGCCGCUGUUUCUGGAGAAGGCGGAGAUGCUGAUGCGGGGGCGGCAGAGGCAGCAGCAGGAGCAGCUGCGGUACAGGCAGUGUCUUCGGUGGCGAAUGCUUAGAGUUUGAGGAGUAUGGGGCAGACAGCCCUCACCCUUGGAGUCGCUGCAGAGCUGGUUAGGACUGGAGGGUUCUGGAGGGUUGCUGGAAGGUCCAUACAUCGCAACCCUCGAUGAGUUGUGGCGUGUUGGCCGCGAGUUUGCCUUUUUUGAGUUGGCUUGAUCGGUUUUCCGUUGGCAUGGCCUUGCAACGGCGGGUUUAGCAUGUGCAAAGGUCAAUGGGCGAUCCAGGGUGCGGCGGUCGGGCUUUCUGUGUUUGCUAAACAGAAAAAAGCUAGGAGGCAGUUAUGGUGGAGCGAUAACCCUGCUGGCAGCAUCACCCAGCAGCCUAAGCGAGCGUGAUAAUAAGGGGUUGAGGAGUUGAGCCCUUGGUUACGUCUCGAGAGGCGUCCUGGCAGGUCAGCGGAUGAACGGCAUGGCGUGGAUGCCGAGCGAAGCUGAGUCUCAACCUCCAAAGCAACGGCGGGUGCAGCACGGGGGGAUGCAGGGCUGCGUGUGCUUUCCGUUUUCAGGGGAUGUGUGGAUCCUGGUAGCUGUCUGCCGAGCACAGUGCAGACUGCCAUGUACGCGGCGUUGGUGUGUCCCAAGGAUGGGAGGCUUGGGUCUUGCCGGUACCGUCACCUUCGCGCUUUGGAAAAGGCGGGCUCGUUUGGACCGCAGCCUGGUUGACUCGUACAUCACGUAUGUAGUAAUGGCACCGCCGGCCGUGUUGUUACCUCUUCUCUCUACUUUCGGCCGGUGUUGUCUCUGUGUUGUGUCCGUGUCAAUGCGUCGGAAGUGCGUCGUAUAAGCUUCUUAGGAGCGACGGUUGUGUACGGUUGGAAGUUGGAGGUUGGGGGUUGUGGUUGAACAGCAAUUGCUCGGAUUUGUUGUCCGGAGGCGGGAACCUCGGGUGUCCCAUCCUCUUGCGCCGCGCCGCCAUCAUUGCUGUGGCAGCGGCGUCUUUCGCUCGAGCAUGACUGGCUGGCAUGGGUAUAUGCUUGCGAAGCCUGGAGGUUCGCGAGAUGUGCGUAGAAUAAGUCUGCUUGCAUGGCUCGGCCUGCUUAUUUAGCCAAAUUCCUUCCUCGAGGAACAUUGGUGGCGUUUUACAAUGGCCGCUAAUGCUCACGAUGAGUUUACGAAUAACGCAUUCGUCGAUAGCGGAUCCCAGCCAACGUGCUUUGGGUUGCUAUUGUUUGCUGUUUCGCAGCUGCGUUAUUCCUUAUUAUAUGCUUUUUUGAGGAGACUUUUACGACAAGUAACGGCUAUCCGGCCCGCAUGCGUUCUUGGGGCGUUAUGCGAGGCCGUGCUUUGGCUGAGAAGACACUGGUUCCCGGGCAAAGAUGCAUGGGCCGUAACUGCGGAGUCUCUGGCCUCUACAACAGAGACUCUAGUGGCCUUUGAAGGUAAACCGUUCAGGAGAGAGGAGGAAUGUGGCAAUGUGGGCAGGAGUGCUGGAGUGGUCGUUGCAAAGGUUGGGUGUAUCCAGCGACCCAUGGGACGUGCGGGCUUUGGUGUUCAUUGGUCUCAACCUUGGUUUCCGGUAGGCGGUGCCCAGGCGCCGCUUCUGUGGAUAGCAUGUAGCUUUGCAGGGCGUUUUCCGAUACAAAGCGUACAUAGGUACGUGAGCUAUAAGGGUUUGCGUUGCUUAUUAGAUCUUGACCCAGUUAGAUCCUCGAAGCCUGGUAUUUUUUUGGUCGGUUUGCACCGGUUAGUCCCGGGAACAGUUUUGUACCGAGCGCGAAGAGUUGAGCUGUCAGGCGCCCUUGUACCUGAAAUGGUUCGUGCUUCACUAAGGCGACUUGGCAGGAAGAGGCAUGGUAAAAUAGCGGAGGGAGAGCAGCAAAGCAUAGGAGUUAAGUGGACGGUGCCUUCAGCUUGCGUGUCAAUUGCGCGCUUCAUUUAGAUUAAUCGCGUGGCAAGGGUGGGAACUUCGGAUGUGUCAUAACUUCGGGGCUCAGGGUGUUCCGGUGUUCAGCGGACUUCAGCGCCAUACGCAGAGGCGAAGUGGCCACCCUUGUAUGUAAGCAACACACACGGCAC